AUGCCUUAAUUAAAAUUAAAUUGUAAAUACAUAUAAACGAAGAUUGUAUUAAGAACAUUAAUAUUUAAGAAUAAAUAAUUAGCAAUAACUGAAUGCAAUAAACUGUUACAAUCAUAUGAUUUUAGGAAUUUUUACUAGAGAUACAAGAUCUAGAUUUAAAAACAAUAAUAUUAACUAAUUAUAUAAAAUGGAGAAAACUAACUUUAAAAAUUUAAUUUUUAGUUAUCAGAAAAGCUUGAUUCAAUAUUCUAAGCUGAUAAAGGAAUUUUUCAAGUUAUUANGAGAGAGGAAGGUUCAUCUGAAAGAAAAAUGAGUAGAGAAGAAGAAGGCACAUCUGAAAGAUCUCUAAAGAGAGAGGAAGGUUCAUCUGAAAGAUCUUCUGCGAAGAGAGAGGAAGGAUUAUCAGAAGAUAAAGCCGACUCUAAUGAUUCGUAAUUGGAAUAGCAAUUAACAGAAACUGCAAAUCAAUCAAAUCGAAAAAAUUUAGAAUUAGAAAUAGUUAGUGAACAAGUACACAGUCCAAAUUAGAAUAAUUAUUGCAUGUAAUUAUUUUCAGUUUCGAUCAUCUUGGUAUUUGUCUAUUGA
Paramecium octaurelia is the source of this 585-nucleotide messenger RNA. NCBI's taxonomy places the organism in Eukaryota, Ciliophora, Oligohymenophorea, Peniculida, Parameciidae. The record is from the annotation of a GenBank genome assembly.